Messenger RNA from Exophiala bonariae, 831 nucleotides. RefSeq lists its product as uncharacterized. Bases 1 to 831 code for a protein of 276 amino acids. The transcript is spliced from 3 exons. Lineage: Eukaryota; Fungi; Ascomycota; Eurotiomycetes; Chaetothyriales; Herpotrichiellaceae. The record is from RefSeq and is a predicted model, not a curated record.
AUGCCUAUCUUUGGGAGAUCGUUGCUCGGCGCUGGAUACGUCGUGCUCAAUAUCAUCCGGGCCAUGAACAUAAUAGCAUUUCUCUCCAUCAUUGCGGCGAGUUCAGUCAUGCUGGUCAAGACUUUCAUCGUUUCCAAAUUCUUCUUCUUCGAUGCUUGCGAGCAUGUCAUCAGAAUCAUCAUGGGUGGUUUCCUCAUCCUCACCGAGCUCCCUCUCUUCAAGACUUAUGUCUCCCGCAAUUGGCCACUCUUCAGUCAUCGAUCUGGUUUCGUCAUGCUCGGAUUCGUCAUGAUCUUCCUCGGCAUUAGCAUACUUGGCAAUCUCAACAAGGAAGCCACGAGUCAAAAGAGUUUGGGUCUCCCAUUCUGGCGUGUUGUGAUUGCUUCAGGCAUUGUUGUCUUGGUUAUGGGUCCCAUCAACAUCCUGGCUAGCUACAUAUUCCGAGACAAGGAGAGCCAUCUCACAGCACGUCAAGUUCGAUCUCAUGGUGCAGUGGCCUCCCACAAGGCAGAUGUAGAAGCAUCGACUCCCAAGUUUCCAAACCGGAAAAGUCAUUACCGCUCCUUUUUCCUUGGCAGCAAGCGCGAUUCUCUUCCAUCAUAUUAUUCCCGCAAGAACAAUGGUGACAUGACCCAAACGCCAAAGAUGCACAUGGCCAUCUCCAGCCCUUUUCCUCAAGAUUCAUCCUUGACGAGAACAGCUCAAAGUCCGGGCGGGUCGAGUUCAAAGUACAGCCACAGCCCCAAGAGUGAACGCUAUGCAAUGAGUCCCGAGUUGAGCAGACCGAACCUGGCACAUCAUCCUGCCAUGACCCUUGGGCAGGCGAUUUAA